Molecule: messenger RNA, 1857 nt
Organism: Porites lobata
Lineage: Eukaryota; Metazoa; Cnidaria; Anthozoa; Scleractinia; Poritidae
Source: the annotation of a GenBank genome assembly
CAAAGCUCAAAUCAGAACAAACAACAUGGCGUCCACGCUGGAGUCGUAUGUCAAUCGUAUCCUUUACUAAAUCUCAUUGAUUUAUUAUUUAAAACGUAGAAACGUAGAUGAAUUUAGGGAAGCUGGUUGCAAAUCUAACAUAGAACUUCGUAAGAUCAGUAGUAAUUGAAUCGAACAAUGAAUUACGCUUGAUCUCAAGAGCACAACAUUAACAGAUUAUAAGAAUCUCGCAAUGGAAAGUCGUCCUGUGUUAUUAUGCCCGGUAGAUGCUGAAAGUGGCACGAUAAACUUGUCAUCCUAAUGUGGAAGACUCAGCGAAUACGCGAGGGCGAAUUUUUCCCUCAUCACACCGGAAUUAAGGCAUGAUUGAUAAGCAUCUGUUGUAAUAGCUUUUUGAAGUAGGCUCCAGAGCUAUAAUAUCCGGGGGAGGGGGGGGGGAUUCUUCCUAGUGGUAGGUUAAUGGGUAUGUGCCGCUGGAUGGGGUCGCAUUUUCACAACUGGAUUAACUAUUGUGCAUGUGGGGUUGCAUUAUUAAAAGAGUUACUAGAAUGGGGUUGCACAUUUUCAGGAUUUUGGGAGUCAGAAAAUUCAGGUAUGUAGGGAUUUAAAAGUAGAAAGAUUUACAAGUUUAACAAAUUGGUCAGUCUAUUCCAGGAUGACCAAGUUAAAAGGCUUUAUAAGGUAGAUGUGUAAUAAGAAAGUGACCAAGUUGGGCUUGCGAAAAUCACUUUGUUCCCAAAGUGACUAAGAUGGGGUUUAUAAUCUGGCCACAGAACCGUACUAUAAUGGGGUAGGGGUUCUGAGAGGCCAGCGGCAUAUACCUAGCAAAAAUUAACCCAAGUACCCCCUCCCCCAACUCCCCGGGGCUAUUUAUAAGCUUAUCAACCUCAUACGUCUCUUGCAAAUGGAGCCACCACGUGAACCCUUGCUUCUUAACAGCUGAAUUAAAAAAUAACUGUUGCCCUCUUUGAUGCUGUGAUAUUCAGAUACAGUAGCAGUUAUAACUCAGGAUGGUAGAAUGAUUGUGGUAAGUUUUCUUUCCCUUAAUCUACAGGUCAGUUGUCCCUAAUAAAGAGUCAAACAAUGAUAAAAUAUUUCUUGUAAUAAACACCCCCCAUAUUCAUCUAACAUGGAUUCACUGAUUAGAGUGAUAGAUAGACAACUACUUCACAGUAUUACACUCUGAUUUCAUUGUUUUUUUCUUUGUUUACUUGCAACUAUUGGGCACUAAUUGUUAGAUAUUGUUUCAUGGGUUAAGUAAAAUCACUCUAUACCUCUAUUUGUCAGGUAUUGAUUUUUUAUCAAUGUUAAUUCCUAUGUACAUAUUUUUUGUCUUCAGGGAACACUCAAAGGCUUUGAUCAGACAGUAAAUUUAAUUUUAGAUGAGAGCCACGAGCGAGUAUUUUCUUCCGGUAGUGGAGUGGAACAAGUCAUGCUUGGUCUUUACAUUAUAAGAGGAGACAACAUGUAAGAUCCAUAAAAUAAAUAAAAAUAUAUUCUUUACUACUAACAAUAGAACCUCCAUUUCUCCUCUGGUUUCCCCACAAAAAUAAUGAUCUCUGAAACCAGUGGUGUUGUGGCAAUAAUGUCAGCUGUUUUCUCGGCUACUGUGAUUGCUGAGGUGCUGUUUUAAUACAUUUAUGAUCUCGGUGUUCCCUGUGGUUGCUUAACCUAUUUUCAGCGAUUGUCACAGUCAAAGGUUAGCCCAAACCCCAGUUGGAAAAUUAUUGCACCAUUUUCAUUGAACACUUAUCUUUUGUUUUCAGUGCUGUAAUAGGAGAAAUUGAUGAGGAAGCAGAUGCGAACCUGGAUCUGAAUAGCAUUCGUGCUGACCCACUGAAUGCAGUUGUCUACUGA